Choloepus didactylus (southern two-toed sloth) is the source of this 2239-nucleotide messenger RNA. It is a transcript of the gene TMEM145, whose product is annotated as transmembrane protein 145. The transcript is spliced from 15 exons. Lineage: Eukaryota; Metazoa; Chordata; Mammalia; Pilosa; Megalonychidae. The coding region runs from base 1 to 1692 and encodes 563 amino acids. Gene Ontology annotation, biological process: G protein-coupled receptor signaling pathway; response to pheromone. The record is from RefSeq and is a predicted model, not a curated record.
AUGGAGCCCCCGCGCGCGCCCGCGCUGCGCCGCCUGCUGCCGCCGCUGCUGCUCCUGCUGCUGCCGCUGCCCCUCCGCGCCCGGGCCAAGUACGUGCGGGGCAACCUCAGCUCCAAGGAGGACUGGGUAUUCCUGACGAGAUUUUGCUUUCUCUCGGAUUACGGCCGACUGGACUUUCGUUUCCGCUACCCCGAGGCCAAAUGCUGCCAGAACAUCCUCCUCUAUUUUGAUGACCCAUCCCAGUGGCCAGCUGUGUACAAGGCAGGGGACAAGGACUGCCUGGCCAAGGAGUCGGUGAUCAGGCCGGAGAACAACCAGGUCAUCAACCUCACCACCCAGUAUGCCUGGUCAGGCUGUCAGGUGGUGUCAGAGGAGGGAACCCACUACCUGAGCUGCUCCAGCGGUCGCAGCUUCCGCUCAGUGCGUGAAAGGUGGUGGUACAUCGCGCUCAGCAAGUGUGGGGGAGAUGGGCUGCAGCUGGAGUACGAGAUGGUCCUGACCAACGGCAAGUCCUUCUGGACACGGCACUUCUCUGCUGAUGAGUUCGGGAUCCUGGAGACAGAUGUGACUUUUCUUCUCAUCUUCAUCCUCAUCUUCUUUCUCUCCUGUUACUUUGGAUAUUUGCUGAAAGCUCGUCAGUUGCUCCACACCACUUAUAAAAUGUUCAUGGCAGCAGCAGGAAUGGAGGUCCUGAGCCUCCUGUUUUUCUGCAUCUACUGGGGCCAGUAUGCCACCGAUGGCGUUGGCAAUGAGAGUCUGAAGAUCCUGGCCAAGCUGUUCUUCUCCUCCAGCUUCCUCAUCUUCCUGCUGAUGCUCAUCCUCCUGGGGAAGGGAUUCACGGUGACACGGGGCCGCAUCAGCCACUCGGGCUCCGUGAAGCUGUCAGUCUACAUGACCCUGUACACCCUCACCCACGUGGUGCUGCUCAUCUACGAGGCUGAAUUCUUCGACCCGGGCCAGGUACUGUACACAUACGAGUCCCCCGCGGGCUAUGGGCUCAUCGGGCUGCAGGUGGCAGCCUACGUGUGGUUCUGCUAUGCCGUGCUCGUCUCCCUGCGCCACUUCCCCGAGAAGCAGCCUUUUUACGUGCCCUUCUUUGCUGCCUACACCCUCUGGUUCUUUGCAGUUCCCGUCAUGGCCCUGAUUGCCAACUUCGGGAUCCCCAAGUGGGCCCGGGAGAAGAUUGUCAAUGGCAUCCAGUUAGGGAUCCACUUGUAUGCCCACGGCGUGUUCCUGAUCAUGACGCGCCCUUCCGCGGCCAACAAGAACUUCCCGUACCACGUUCGCACGUCACAGAUCGCCUCGGCCGGGGCUCCGAGCCCGGGAGGGAGCCAGUCGGCGGCCAAGUCCUUCCCACAGCACGUCUAUGGGAACGUGACGUUCAUCAGCGACUCGGUGCCCAACUUCACGGAGCUCUUCUCCAUCCCCCCGCCCGCCUCCUCCGCCGGGAAGCAGGUGGAGGAGACGGCGGUGGCGGCGGCGGCAGCCCCGAGGGGCUGCGUGGUGACCAUGGCCGAGCCGGGCGCGGCCUCCCCGCCCUCUCCCGCCCGGCUCCCCAAGGCGACCAACCUGGGCUGGGAUGGCCCGACGCCGCCCUACCAGCCGCUCGUGCCCCAGACGGCGGCGCCGCACACCGGCUUCACCGAAUACUUCAGCAUGCACACGGCCGGGGGCACUGGCCCCCCGGUCUGAGCACCCCUGUCCGCCCCUGCCCCAUGGGCCGCGCGCCGGGUCCCGGCCGGGCUCCGGGCUGUCCCCCGUCCCCGUCCCGGGCUCCCGACCCCUCCCCACCCUGCGCGCCCAGGUGGGAAUGCGCUGCGUCCCACCCUGCCCCCCAACUCUUGUGCCAAACGGUCCCGCGGGAGCCGCUCUCCCCAUCCCCUCCCUCAGCCCCUGCCCCGAGCGGCGCCGGAUUCUGGGCUCCCGCUGUUCCGCGACCUCCGGCCCCCCGCCCCCCUCCGAGACCUCUGAGCCGGUCGGACCCCGGAUUCCCGCGACGACCGCUGGGACCUUGCCCGCGACUCUCCAGGACUCCGGAACCCGAGCUGCUGCUCCCGGGACUGUUAUAUUGAAGCUGGCCGGGACUCUGACAACCCUCCCGCGGAUCUCUGUGACUUCUAACCCGUGCUCUGUCCGCCCUGACCCUAUCACUGUCCUGGGUCCUUCCCUCAGGUCCCAGGCAGAAAGACUUUUUUUCCCUUCUUGCCAAAAUAAAGAGGAUUCGUUGAGUUUUUAUGCA